Molecule: messenger RNA, 1140 nt
Organism: Diaporthe amygdali
Lineage: Eukaryota; Fungi; Ascomycota; Sordariomycetes; Diaporthales; Diaporthaceae
Exons: 1
Coding region: 1-1140 (379 amino acids)
Biological process (GO): regulation of DNA-templated transcription
Molecular function (GO): zinc ion binding; DNA-binding transcription factor activity, RNA polymerase II-specific
Source: RefSeq, a predicted model, not a curated record
AUGCCAGCCCUCACUCGCACAAGAUUAGCCUGUGAUCGCUGCCACUCUCAGAAGCUGAGAUGUCCAAAGCAGCCAGGGAAUGCACUUUGUACCCGAUGUGCGAAGGCUGGUACACAAUGCAUCUACAGUCCGCCAGGCACCAUCUCCACGUGCAGCAAUGUCAACACAGCCAUUACGGCGGAUUUUAUGACAUUGGACGAGAGCCUGCAGGAUAACGACUUCCUGAACUGGACCACUCCUGGUGGAAUUGACUUCAACACGCUGCUCCCACAAUCGUCCAGCGGGCUCCAAGGCGUGCAGGAGGAGGAUUCGUCAAACGGCGGCAGCACGACUUCGGCCUUGUCCAGCUCAACCUCCGAUGACGAGACCACCGAUCCGGUAUGUCUCUGCACCAGCAAACUGACAGAGCUGCUCCACGACUUGGGAAGGCUAUGGGCAAAAUUACCCAUGAAGACAACACUGCACCUGCCGCAAAGUGGCUCACAUGAAGCACAUGUCAAGAACCUGACAGACAAGAUUGCCUCGAAGGCAGUGCUGGAGAAGCUCUUCGCUCUGGCUCAGCGACUCAUCGAUCUGUACACUGAUGCCACCAGUCUCGCCAUGCCUCCGGACACAGCGCCGCCUCCAGCCUGCGACAUCCCAGUCUGCACGCACGCGCUCGAGUUGCCUCCAGCACUUGAGAAGAUUGAACAGCAUGUAUCGGGUCGGCAUCUGGCACUCAAGACCGACCUUGCACUAGCCAACGUGCUCGUGUCGUGCCACAUCCGCUUACUGGACAUCCUCGACUGCUUCUUCCUGCUCGUUACCGCUUGCUUGCGCGUGACGGUGGCCAGCCCCGAACGGCGCGAGCCGGAAUUCGACGGUCCGGACAUGCGCGUGGGCUCUUUCGUGCCGCCAAAGACAGCGGCUGUGUCAAUGCAGAUUGCCUUGUUGAAGCAUUUGAUGGUGGGACUGUCGGAGAAGCUGACUUCGUUCGGUGUGGCCGUGUCAUCUCGUGCGGCGGGCACUGAUGACGGCGAUCUGGAGGUACAGGUCGUUACAGCGCAGCAUCAACUGCUUACGAAGAGGCAUGCUUCAUCCAUAGCGCACGUUGACAUCAUUGAAGACUUCAUGAUGCGGUUCGACAUCAAGAAAUUGUGA